Molecule: messenger RNA, 1161 nt
Organism: Arabidopsis lyrata subsp. lyrata
Lineage: Eukaryota; Viridiplantae; Streptophyta; Magnoliopsida; Brassicales; Brassicaceae
Product: membrin-12
Exons: 3
Coding region: 350-1009 (219 amino acids)
Biological process (GO): vesicle-mediated transport; vesicle fusion
Cellular component (GO): Golgi apparatus; late endosome membrane; SNARE complex
Molecular function (GO): SNARE binding; SNAP receptor activity
Source: RefSeq, a predicted model, not a curated record
GAGAUAUUUCUCAGGGGAAUUUCCAGGAUUUUGAUCGAAUUGCUGGUUCGUGAUCGAGUUAUUGUCUGAAUUCGUAUUUUAAUUUUUUUUUUUUUUUGUUCACAAUCUCAUGGGUUUAUGCAUAUCUUGUUGAAGGUGCUUAACUUUUGAUUCACGUUUUACUUAAGGGGUAAAUUAUAGGUCAAUGGCAUGUAGAUUACUCUUAAUUCUUGAUUAAACUGGUUUAAAUAUGUAGAAAAUCAACUUUUUUUUUGUUUGUAUAUAUGUUCCAGAUUAGAAGUUGACAUUCAUAUAAUUCAGCAAAAGAAGAAGAUUCUGCGGUUUUCUUGGUCUCUUUUGUGGUUGUAUAAUGGCGUCUGGUACAAUGGGAGGGUUGUCUGAGGUAUAUAGUAGUGCAAAAAGGAUUCUACUUAGGGCUAGGGAUGGAAUCGAGAGGUUGGAGAGGUUCGAUUCUGAUCCUACCGAUCUCUCCUCAUCUGUGAAACGAGAUAUUACUGAGGUUCAAUCUCUUUGUUCUAAUAUGGACGGUCUCUGGCGUUCGAUCCCUGUUAAAGCCCAGCGUGAUCUUUGGAGAAGAAAGAGUGAACAAGUAGGAGAAGAGGCCGAGUAUUUGAACCAAAGUCUGGAGAAGUACAUGUGGAGGAAUCAGAGGAAGAUGUUGGAAGCGAAAGAGAGAGCGGAUUUGUUAGGUAGAGGGAGCGGAGAAGGAGCUCAUAUUUUGCAAAUAUUUGAUGAGGAAGCUCAAGGAAUGAACUCUGUCAAGAAUUCGAAGAGAAUGCUCGAAGAUUCGUUUCAAAGUGGAGUUGCUAUCCUCUCCAAAUAUGCCGAACAAAGGGACCGUUUAAAGAGGGCACAGCGGAAGGCUUUGGAUGUUCUGAACACUGUUGGGCUCUCCAACUCUGUACUGAGGCUCAUUGAGAGGCGCAAUCGUGUUGAUACAUGGAUUAAAUACGCCGGUAUGAUCGCAACGCUUGUCAUAUUGUAUCUCUUCAUAAGAUGGACACGCUAAAACCAGAGAACUUUAAUUACAUCACAUAGAUUGUAUGUAGAGAGUUAUGUGACUUGAUCUUAUGCGCUGUGGUAACACAUUUUUUUUGUUUUGUUUAUGCCUCUCACAAGACAUUUUCAAAACACUAGUAUCCAUAUUCUCGAUUUCAUUUG